AUGUUUAGAUCAAUCGUAGAAUUGACGGACGAUAUAUCUGAUCCUAUCAAUUUGUACACAAUAAUUGGACCAAUCUAUCCCAAUUUCACCUCGCUUUCACCAAACAAAGAUGUAAACAAAGUAUUUGCACUACGCUAUGCUAUCAGUCGUCUUAAUUCCCAAUUUGAACAUCCUAUUCACCAACGAGACGAAUCCCUAUGUCGACAGAUUUCUAUUUAUCGAGGAAUUCAAAGUAGUAUUCAAGUUGUUGAAGGAGUGAAGGCUGCAGUAGGUAGUAUUGUUGGCAAAACUUCGUUUGGAUCCUUUUCUUUUGACGAAAACACGGCAAAAUCCUUUGCGACGGGAGAUAUGAAUCAUCCAUGCAGACAGCCGGUUCUAGAAAAGAUCAAUAUAUCUACGAAUUAUGGAGAAGUACUUCAUAGAAGUUUAUCGCGCAAAACCCAAUCUUAUGGUGAUGUUAUAAUUCUCCCAUGUCAGUCACUAUUUCGAGUUGAUAAAGUGGAAUCCACUGAACUACUAUGGAACGUUGAAGCGACUCUUAUUGAUGAAGACGAUGAACAGUGUCGUUCAACUAUUGGUCCAUGGUCGAAACUCCUUAAUGAACACUGGCGAUUCGAACCAAGGAUGCAACAAUCGUAUUUUCGUUAUUUGGAUACGAAUAACACGUCGUUUCUAAAAUUUCAAGUGCUCGUCGACGCAAUUCUUCGACUCGACGCUAAUGACUUUGCCAAAGAAGAACUCGUUGAACUAUGUCGAUUAAAAUACACAAAUGACACAAAAACAUUAAAGCACAUUGAUAUUUUUGAAGAGACAUAUCGAAGUGAAAAUGCUGUGUCAUGGUACAGCCGCGAUUGGUUCCUCUUUCGUACACUUAAUGAAGCUCUCCGACAGGAAAAUUAUGAUACAAUUAUCAAACUCCGCUAUUUUAUCCGUGAUUUGCAUAAUCAAUUGGCCGAGUUGCAAAUAGACUACCUCCGAUCGUUACCGAGUACUCAGUCAAACAUUGUGCUGUACCGUGGACAAAUAAUACCUCAGACAGAACUUGAACAUCUGCAACGAUAUCAAUGCAGUCUUAUUUCCAUGAACAGCUUUCUCUCAACCACUAACAACUACCAAGCCGCUGUGUUCUUUUCUGGUGAAGGCACUGCCGAUGUCGAUGAAGGAUAUGCUUCCGUUAUUUUUGAAAUAUCGAUUGAUACACGUCUACCUCUCAGUAUUCCUUUCGCUCGAAUUGAAUAUCAGAGUAUUUUUCAAGAUGAAGAAGAAAUUCUUUUUUCAAUGGCGGCUGUCUUUCGUAUUCAAAAUGUUGAGAAAAUUCAAGACAAUUUGUGGUGCGUAAAAAUGAUACUUGACAGAAAUAUGGAUGAUGAACAAUGGCUAUUUCUCACCAGCCAUCUGAAUGACUAA
This is a messenger RNA of Adineta steineri, 1407 nucleotides long. NCBI's taxonomy places the organism in Eukaryota, Metazoa, Rotifera, Eurotatoria, Adinetida, Adinetidae. The record is from the annotation of a GenBank genome assembly.